AUGCUGUUAUUUGCAUGGACGUCUAUACCUUUUGUCUACUGCUUUUCGUUUCUUUUUGGAUGUGCUCCAAAAGCAAAUACUAUCAUCGUCAUUUACAACAUCAUUACAGGUAAGCUUUAUAUAAGAUUACUAGAGGUAAGAUUUUAGUAAUAUUGUUUAUUUAAAAAUAAAUAAAGUUUAUUGUAUUUUUUAACUUACUUUAGGAAUGAUUGGGGCAAUAACAAUACCAAUCUUAUUUCAAACUGACGGUCCUGACACGGCUUACACAUGGGAAUUAGUUUUUUCUUUAAUAUUUCCAACUUACAACAUAAAUAAUCAUUUUCUAAAGAUUUACGAUAACGAAUUUAAUCGGUUGACUUGUGCUUCUAUCAAUUGUAAAAACGAUUUGUACAAAUUCACUGUGAAAUUUUGUUGUGGAAACGAAGAAGGUGGGGUUAUGAGUAUUUAAUGUAUCAGUUGUGUAAUUAUAUAUUUACAUUAUCGCUUAUGUUUAAAGAGUAAUUUUUAGAGAGGUCAUUUGUGGAUAAUAUUAUGUCUAACACAAGCCAAAAAGGGCUGUUUUACGGCACUAUAUUCUUUAUAGUUGAAGGAUUUGUUUUUUGGAUUUUAUUGUAUUUAAUUGAAUCUGGAAUUUUAUUUAAACUUUCACACGUUUUUUGUAAAAAAUUGAAAGUGGAAAAAGGAGGGGUAAAGAACAAGGUAUGUUACCACUUACCAAAUUUAAGUAAUUUUUUAUAGGCUUUUAAUAUUGAAGACGAAGCUUGCAUUUCACAGGAAAGUGAUGUAGCUAUCGAAAAACGUGCGAUAAAAAACAUUAAAUGUGACGAAUUUCCUAUUGUAGUUAAUGGUUUAGGUAAAGCGUAAGUCUAUUUUUUAAAUUAAAGUUCUCGCAACUGAUUUUUUUAGGUAAGGGAGGGAGAGGGGAAUGGAAGAUAAAGUCGUAGGUGCACCCUGCCUCCGCUCUACUGGAAGCGGAGCCUGAUACCGUCUCCUUCUCCCUCUGCCCUACUGUCAACGCGUUGAUAAAUAGGGGCUUCUGGGCCCGAACCCUGGGUUCAGGGCGUAAGCUAGCCUGGACCGGCCUAUAAGUUCGCCUAGCCUGACCUUCUAUUUCCCUCCCAACUUCAGCUUGAUCUCGGCCGACCUCGAUCAGCGGCUGGGCCUGAAAGGCCCAGUCCAAUUUCCAAAACCUUUCCCUAAAACUCCCAACCUUCUCCCAUUUAACUUCAGAACACGUUUUCCGGAGAACAUUAUCAGUGUUUUGCCGGACCGGUCCGGAUUUUCAAAAAUUGUAAUAUUGAAAAUAACUUUUUAGCUUAUGGUUUGAAGUUUUAAAAAAUAAAUAACUUUUGUGAAGGUCCGUCUUUGGCUAUCAAGUUAUUACCGAAAUGGACCGCCCGGAUCGGCAAGACCGAUUCGGUCCGGCCGGUCCAAAUGUUUAGCGAGGAACUUGUAUGAGACGGACCUUCACAAAAGUUAUUUAUUUUUUAAAAGUUUAAAUCAUAAGCUUAAAAGUUGUUUUCAAUAUUACAAUUUUUGAAAAUCCGGACCAGACCCGGUCCGGCAAAAUACUGGUCGGCAUUGGCGCUUUAAAUAGUCCGCUAUCGUAACGGACUGUGGCCAGCCCACGAUCUGGACGCCUUCAACUUAUCGAAGCUCUCUGCUGCCUUCUUUUCGAAGAGGGCGCAGAAGACUGCAGAAGGCGGCCAAAUUCCAGGCCCCGUCGUUUACUGUUUACUGUAAAACUAAAUUAAAAACAUUUAAAACCUCACUAUAAAAAUAAUUUUUUCUUGCGUACUCUAUCUGUGAUUCCAUCCGCAGCCCCCACCCCCUCCCAGCAACAUCCCUGGUCUGAACACAUACAUAUAUAUACAUGACCGUCGUUCUAGCUUAAAAGAUAGACAUGGGGAACGAGCUGGGCCUGAGCAAAAUCUUGGUUGUGCCGGGCCUUGAAAUCCCAGAAAGGCCCGGCCCGUUCCCCAUGUCUAAGAAAAGAUCGUACAAAUAGAAAUCAGCCUAUUUUUUGAUUUUAACAUAGUAAUAAAUACACGUACUAAUGCAAAAAGUUUUAGUUAUGGAAAUUUUUUGGCUGUGAAAGGUGUUCAUUUUCACGUAAACAAAAAUGACUGCUUUGGUUUAUUAGGUGUUAAUGGAGCUGGAAAAACGUCUACUUUUCAAAUGCUAACCGGAGAGAACCAAAUAACAAUGGGUAACGCUUACAUUCACGGUUAUAGCAUAAAAAAUCAAUGGAAAAAAGUACGGUUUAAUUUUGUUUUUAGAUCUAAACUAUUUUUGGGUGUAUUGCUAGAGUUUUUUGCGUCGUUUUUACAAUGUUUACUUCCGUAUUUAGGCAUCAUCUUACAUAGGGUAUUGCCCCCAAUAUGAUGCGGUAAUGAAAGAGUUGACUGGAUUAGAUACACUGAAACAUCUCGCCCGUGUUAGAGGAGUCAAAGAAAAAGACAUUAAAAAAAUAGUGAAUACGGUUGUACAAGCCAUAGGAAUAGAAAAAUAUGCCAAUCGACAAAUUAAAACAUACAGGUAUUUUAUUAAAUUCGUUGCUAAUUUUCCAUAUUUUAAAAACAAAUAAUUACAAUUCACUUUGCAGUGGCGGAAAUAAACGACGACUUUCAAUGGGGCUUGCUCUGAUUGGUAUGCCGUCGGUUAUGUUGCUGGACGAACCAACAACAGGAGUCGAUCCAAAAGCCAGACGUUUUAUCUGGAGUAUACUGGCUAGUUUGCGUGAAGCUGGAAUGGCUCUAGUCUUAACAAGCCAUAGUAUGGAAGAAUGCGAAGCAUUGUGCACUAAUUUGGCAAUCAUGGUAUCAGGGGAAUUUAAAUGCAUAGGAAGCCCACAACAUAUUAAACACAAGUACGGGAACGGCUAUAGUCUGGUUGUUACAUUGAAAGACGAAAAGUAUAGUAGCUUUGCAAUAGAAAAGAUUAAAGAAACAUUUUCAGGAGCAAUCUUAAAGGUAACUUAUUUUAGACAUAUUUUUAAGAUAUACGUUUGUAUACAACACAAAUAUGUAAUAAAGCAAACAAAUCUUCCUGUUGAGUAUUCAACGUCCAUAAAACAAAAGAAAAAAUUAAAGUUUUAUUUCUAUAAAAAUUGUAGGAAGAACAUUUAAUUCAAUUGCGAUUUGAAUUGCCAAAAACUAAAGAGACUAGAUGGUCACAUUUAUUUGCGAAAUUGGAGGAAAUAUCACAGUUGUGUCGUUUUGUUGACUACUCAUUGUCUCAAACUUCUCUUGAACAAGUAAGAUACUAAGCGCUAAUGUCGAUAUUUUUAAUCAAUUUUGAAAAAUAAUAUUAGUGAACUAAUACUCAAUAAUAAGUCACAAAAGUUUGCUAUCACAAUUUCAUAACUUUUUAGCUGACAAAAAAUACCAAUCUGCAACGUUCAGAAUUAGCUCAUAAUUUUAAUACGAAUUCUUUGGAGUACCAGUAGCACGUAUAAAAAGUCUGAGCUGGAGGUUUUAAGUUUUAAAAUUAAUACAUAUAUUGAAAUUUUGCGUCAAUUUGGCAAUUUUGGCAUUGUGUUGUAAGCACUUUUCGAUGUUUCAGAUAAGAUAGGCUUGCAAAUUUAAAAUUUCAGUUCAUUUGAAGGUUUUCUAUCAUUAUAUUAAAAAAUAGUUAAAAACCAAAAAAUGACAAUAUUAAAAGCUUGAAACACUAUCCCAGUUUGGCGGGAACUUCAUAACGUGAGUUUUUUGAUCUCGAUUUUCUCAAGUCUGGCCGCCAACCGCAACACAGAAUUUUGAAUAUAGUCUUACAUUUACAAGAAAGAAUACAGUAAAAAAAUUUGAACGGUCUAAGCGUUGCAGGUCGGGUACAUUCCUUGUAAAAUUAAUUAAUUUAACCUAUUAUCAGCGAAAGGUGCAGUUUUCCUUUUGUCGUCAAUAAGCUACUAAAGUUCAUCUACUAAAGUUCAAAUUUUACAAAAUUUUAAUCUUUUUAGGUAUUUAUACAAUUCUCGCGAAAAUUCUGCAAUGAACAGUUGGAAAAUACCGCACACUCAGCCAAUGAUAUUGUAAAUGUCAGAUUUUAA
Molecule: messenger RNA, 4048 nt
Organism: Bursaphelenchus okinawaensis
Lineage: Eukaryota; Metazoa; Nematoda; Chromadorea; Rhabditida; Aphelenchoididae
Source: the annotation of a GenBank genome assembly